Messenger RNA from Coffea arabica (coffee), 1074 nucleotides. Lineage: Eukaryota; Viridiplantae; Streptophyta; Magnoliopsida; Gentianales; Rubiaceae. The record is from RefSeq and is a predicted model, not a curated record.
UCCAAGCUGGAUUUUGAUUGUGGUGUAAUCUUGGAAUGUCUUGAUAUUGUCUUAUAGGUUGUUGGUUUGGUAGGGACUCGUAUGUGCAUAUGGACGCGUACUGGGACAAGAAACAUAUUUUCUUCUCGUGAUGGCAUGUUUACCAAGGGAUUGUGCAUGAGUUAUGUGGAUCCAGAAGCUGUGGUUGGGUGUGAGGAUGGCAAAGCUCGUGUUUUUGACAUGUAUAGCAGAAAGUGUUCUCAAAUUAUCAAGAUGCAUCCUGGGCCAAUUACAUGCUUAUCUUUCAGUGAUGAUCAGUUACUCAUUUCUGGUUCCUCUCUUGGAAGUAUUUCCAUGUCGGAUAUUUCCUCUGAUCAGCAAGUAACCACACUGAAGCCACUCAGUUCUGCAGGCAUAAAGACAUUGUGCUUUAACCCUCGCUCCAAUCUACUGUUUGCUGGAUCAACUGAUGGCCAUGCAUCUUGUUGGGAUAUUAGGACAUUACGGCGUCUAUGGGAAACACGCGUUAGUCCCAACGUUCUUUAUUCGAUAAAUCACCUGAGGAAUGACACAUCAACAUUAGUCAUUGGUGGUAUAGAUGGUAUCAUAAGAAUUCUGGACCAGGAUACAGGUCAAGUACUCUCAAGAUGCAUUGUUGACGAUGCUACUGGUGUAUCAAGUCGAUCAAAAGACAGGCAUCAUCAAAUCAUUGAAACAAAGAAGGUGAGAAGGCUCUCUGAAGAUGUUCAGGUUGAUCGUCUGCCUAUAGCUCCUAGACCACCUAUCACGUGCUUAGCUGUUGGGAUGCAGAAAGUUGUUACAAUGAAUAAUGAUAAAUGCAUUAGGGUGUGGAAGUUUAGAACUGAUUAAAUAGUUCUUCAUUAAGUGUUUUAGUUUGUCCAGAUGGAAAUAGUCGUCGAUCUGUCAUAAACAUUAACCCCCAUGCAUGGUGAAGUAUGCAAGAGGCUUUGUGACAGAUUUUUCUCACCAUGUUGUAUUUCAAGGUUACCCAUAUACAAUGAAGAAUGCAAGAGGCUUCCAUAGCAGAUUUUCCUGCCUUAUUAUAUGUCAAGUAUGUUAUAUUCAGAAACUCCA